Cornus florida is the source of this 2114-nucleotide messenger RNA. Its product is annotated as probable serine/threonine-protein kinase At1g01540. Gene Ontology annotation, biological process: protein phosphorylation. The transcript is spliced from 7 exons. The coding region runs from base 16 to 1761 and encodes 581 amino acids. Gene Ontology annotation, molecular function: protein kinase activity; ATP binding. The record is from RefSeq and is a predicted model, not a curated record. NCBI's taxonomy places the organism in Eukaryota, Viridiplantae, Streptophyta, Magnoliopsida, Cornales, Cornaceae.
UUCCAAAGUCCCAUCAUGACAGCUGCUAUUUCAUACGGAACCUCUCUCUCACUGCCUUUACUCCCUCACUCUUCUAGCUCUAAAUUCCUCACCAAUCUCUCUCCCUCUCUCUACUUGUACCCACAUGACCAUAACUCUGUCUUCAUCACUCUUCACAUACAUGAAUCGAUUUCUAUAUCUUCUUUGAAGCGCUAUAGAGAUCAAUUCACUUCACAAUCCCAAAUGUCUCAACACAACACCACAGUCAUGAACGAACAGCUCUCCAAACAGACCUUAAUCUUCGGCUUACGCUUGUGGGUCGUAUUGGGUGUCUGCGUUGGAGCCGCCUUCGUCAUCCUCCUCUUCCUCCUCUCUCUCUGGCUCACCCAGAAGCGAAACAGAACACAGAGAAUCAGACCCUCCACUCACACAUCCGCCAUUCCAAUCGUGUCCAGAGACAUUCAAGAAAUCAAAAUCGACCGUUGUUGUCAAGACCCCAAUUCGAAUCCCAACAGGAAUCAUCUCAACCCAUGCCAAGAAUCGGAGCAAUUUUCAGGCAUUGAGAGGCAAGCUCUGCUUCUGAAGCCGGAAGAAGAGAGCCCAAUUGGGUAUAAUCGAAUUCACAUUGAAAUUGGUAAGGAUCAUCGGAUUCUGUACCCUGAGAGGUUUGGUGGGUUGUUGAAUUCGCAUGGAAAUGGUGAGAAUCGAUCGGGUGAUCAGAUGGCUAUGGUGGGUCCUGAAGUUUCUCACUUGGGUUGGGGACAUUGGUACACUCUCAGGGAGCUCGAGGCUUCCACGAAUGGGUUCGCCGACGAGAAUGUGAUCGGCGAAGGCGGGUAUGGGAUUGUUUACCAUGGUUUAUUUGAGGACAACUCUCAGGUUGCUGUCAAGAACUUGCUCAACAAUAGGGGUCAAGCUGAGAAGGAGUUUGAGGUUGAAGUGGAAGCAAUUGGACGUGUAAGGCAUAAGAAUUUGGUGAGAUUGCUCGGAUAUUGCGCCGAAGGAGCACAUAGGAUGCUUGUUUAUGAGUAUGUGAAUAAUGGGAAUUUAGAACAGUGGCUUCAUGGGGAUGUUGGGCCUUGCAGUCCUCUUACUUGGGAAAUUAGAAUGAAUAUCAUUCUGGGUACUGCAAAAGGGUUAACUUACCUUCAUGAGGGACUUGAACCAAAAGUUGUCCACCGUGACAUUAAAUCGAGCAACAUUUUACUAGAUAAGCAGUGGAAUCCCAAGGUCUCAGAUUUUGGACUUGCUAAACUCCUUGGCUCUGAGACGAGCUACAUUACAACCCGUGUGAUGGGAACCUUUGGCUAUGUGGCCCCUGAAUAUGCAAGUACUGGCAUGUUGAACGAAAGAAGUGACGUAUAUAGUUUUGGGAUUCUUAUUAUGGAAAUAAUUUCAGGGAGGAACCCUGUGGAUUAUGGUCAGCCCACAGAAGAGGUGAAAUUAGUUGAGUGGCUCAAGAAGAUGGUUGCAAACAGGAAUCCGGAGGGAGUUUUGGAUCCCAAGCUACCUGAGAAGCCUUCUACUAGAGCACUGAAGCGGACUCUUCUAGUUGCCUUGCGCUGUGUGGACCCAAAUGCACAAAAGCGACCAAAGAUGGGGCAUGUCGUACAUAUGCUUGAAGCUGAAGAGUCGCCUUUCAGAGAUGAUCGACGAGCAGGGAGGGACCCGGGGCAUGCACAUCAUGACAGUGCAAAAGAGGGGUCCGUAGGGAUGCAAGUGACAGGAUCAGGUGACAGCAGUGAAUACGAAAGUGGGGUUCAUGCCAAUGAGGCAAGAUGAGACAGCAAGAAUGGCAGUGAGAAAGCCGGUGAAACUCUCUGUGCUCAAGUAACAGGUCACAUGGCACAUUUCUACUGCUUGCCUCUCUUCAUCUUGAAGCUGGCCUCUGCAAAUAUUAUUUACAUUAUCCAUAUAUAGGCUGCUUUCAGAGUUGGUGCUCUAUAUAAUUCAUAGCAUAUAUAUAGCUCAUUGUGCUGCACCUUGUGUAGUUUCCGUGUGCGAUCAAAUUCAAUUUUCUCCAUUGGAUUCUUUUCCAAAGAGUGCAUUCAUAUAUUAUGAGCUGUAAUUGUUGUUUUGGUGAUACAUGUAUCAAACUCAAUAAUAUUGAAUGAAAGAUCAUCACAUCUUUAUCA